Molecule: messenger RNA, 1528 nt
Organism: Vigna radiata var. radiata (mung bean)
Lineage: Eukaryota; Viridiplantae; Streptophyta; Magnoliopsida; Fabales; Fabaceae
Product: protein NDH-DEPENDENT CYCLIC ELECTRON FLOW 5
Exons: 3
Coding region: 102-1250 (382 amino acids)
Biological process (GO): carbohydrate metabolic process
Molecular function (GO): carbohydrate binding; catalytic activity
Source: RefSeq, a predicted model, not a curated record
GCGAUAAAAUUUAUGACCUUAUCUACUUGUAAACCAAAUUUUAGCUGUGCCAAGAAGAAUAAGAAAAUGUUGUGUUCUUGGUCCUCAAUGCCAAUAGCAGCAUGAACAUGAUGGCUUUUAGUUCACUUUUUUGCUCCACUCGUUUCAUUCCCACACCCUUUCUUAGUACAGCCACAUACCUUCUUUCUCCACAACACAAUUGUGCCAGUUUCAUUCCCCAGAAGAAGCAGUGUAAGAGAGAGUUCCCUCUCCCUGCAGUGGCUUCAGUCCCUCACGAACCCAUCAACUUUGAGUACCUGCAAGAGGAAUUCAGUGGGCAUGGAGUCACCUUUGAAGAAGCUUGUGGCAGUUGUGUUGUCAAGAUGGAGCUGAGAAAUGGAAGCACUGUGACCAUGAUGUUGCCAAGUGGAUUGAUAACCUCGUACAAGGCCCUCAUGUGGCAUGGGGGCAAGGUGGAGUUGCUCCACACUUCUGUGUCAGAGGGAGAGAAUGGUGAUCCUUUAAUUCAAGGAGGGGUGUCUUUAAACUUCAAUUUUCAAACUGAUCAUGAUGGUGAACUCUCUUGGUCUCCAACAAAUUGGGUUCUCCAUAAGAUUCAUGGCAAACCACGGGAAUCCAUUCAGGUAGAAUUAGCAACCAGAACACCAGAUGGCAAGAUUGGAUUAAAAUACAUAGUGACUUUGGAAAAAGAUACCUUAAACUCACAGCUUAAAAUCUCAAACAGAAGGUCUUUACCCCUUCUGGUGACAGGGUCAAUACUGAAUCACUUGACACUAAGCUCACCAGAAGCAACUUAUGCAAUAGGGUUAGAAGGAUCAAGUUACUGUAGCAUACCCUUGUUUGAAUCUGAGUUUAUGUUGAGUCCUAAAGAUUCAAGCCAAGGAGAAGGCUUUGGAAAAGUAUUUCCUCAAUGGAGUACAAAAAGUCAGAACAAUGGAUUAGAAGGUAGCCAGGUAAAUAAUGAAGAAAUAGACAACUACAAGCAGUUAAGUGAGGAACUAAGUCUUCUGUACACAGAAGCCCCGCGAAGUUUCACCGUGAUUGACAGGGGUAGAAGAAACUCAGUGUCGGUUGGAAGAAGCGGAUUUGAUGAAAUGUAUCUAUUCAGUCCUGGCUCACGCGUUGAAAUUUACAGUAAAUAUUCCUACAUAUGUGUAGGCCAAGCUUCCAUCCUCAAACCAAUAAUUAUAAGUCCUCAAGAUGUUUGGAGAGGUGAGCAGUUUAUAUAUAAUCCAAAUCUUGAUGCGUAAAUUUGCUUUUGCUAUGAAUAGAAAGACACAUAAGCAUUAUUUAUUUUUUGGCAGUGCAAAUUGAUGAUUAUAAUAGACUGACAACAUUAUAAACAGCAACACUAAUAUAUUAUUUUCCAUAUGCAAAAUGCCCUGAAGUUUUGUACAAUUUCUAAUGAUAAAUUUGUUCUAUAUUCCUNAUCUCUUCAUAAGUUAAUCAACUUAAAAUAAUUCUAGAGAUAAAAUUAAUCACCCAAUAUAAAGAUAAAAUGCAGAUAAUCCUAUCGUAUGUUUACAAA